AUUGAAAUUUUCAGUUUCGUGGUAAUUUAUUAAGGUUUUGUUUUUUUUUAUUGAUAUUUAGUGCCCUUUUUCUGUUUAUGUGGUUCGAGUCUUGCAUCAGGCGAAGCGCAACAAUAUUUUAAAAACUAUUAAUAAUAAUGAGUAAACUUUGCAUAAAUGCAUUGCCAAAGGCGCACAAAUAUUUGAAAAACAAAUACCCCAUAACUCAGCUACAUCGCAGCAAUGUGUGCGCAUACUCUACGCUCAAGGAACCCAAGGAGCCAAUUGUGAAAACAAAAGAGAUACCUGGACCGAAAUCAAUUGAACUUAAAAAUAAACUGAACGCUGUUCAGAGUACCGGUACCGUACAAUUUUUCGCCGAUUAUGAGAAAUCAACUGGAAAUUAUGUUUGCGAUGUGGAUGGAAAUCUUUUACUGGAUGUUUAUACCCAAAUAUCGUCAGUUCCUUUGGGUUACAAUCAUCCAAAUCUCUUAAAUGUGUUCAAAAAUGAGAAUAAUUUGAAAACCCUAAUUAAUAGACCGGCAUUGGGUGUAUUUCCUGGUAAGGAAUGGCCAGAAAAACUUCAUUCGGUUUUAAAAAAUAUUGCGCCAAAGGGAUUGAAUAAAAUAACAACCAUGAUGUGCGGGUCAUGUUCGAAUGAAAAUGCCUACAAAAGCAUCUUUAUUUGGUAUCAAAAUAAGAUGAGGGGAAAUGUUGGCUUCACCGAAAAUGAGAUGAAUUCGUGCAUGAUUAAUAUGCCCCCAGGAGCACCGAAACUAAGCAUCCUUUCGUUCAAGGGUGCUUUCCACGGACGUACUCUGGGAGCAUUGUCCACGACACAUUCGAAGUAUAUACAUAAACUGGAUGUUCCAUCGUUCGAUUGGCCCAUAGCUUCGUUUCCCCAAUACAAGUAUCCUUUGGAUGAAAAUGUGGCAGAAAACAAACGAGAGGAUGAGAAGUGUCUAGCCGAAGUACAAGAUCUGAUUGAGCAAUACAAGAAGAAGGAUAUACCCGUAGCUGGUGUUGUUGUGGAGCCAAUCCAGAGUGAGGGCGGCGAUAACGAAGGCUCACCAGAAUUCUUCCGAGCCCUGCAAGGUAUUUGCAAAAAGAAUGGUGUUGCCCUUUUGAUUGAUGAGGUCCAGACAGGCGGCGGUAGCACUGGAAAGUUUUGGUGCCAUGAGCACUUCAACUUUGAGCAUCCGCCAGAUGUUGUCACAUUCAGCAAGAAAUUGCAACUGGGCGGUUAUUUCCACAAUGAUGAUUUCGCACCGAACGAACCUUAUCGCAUUUUCAACACCUGGAUGGGAGAUCCGGGUAAAAUAUUGCUUUUGGAGGAAAUAAUCAAUGUCAUAAAUGCGGAAAAACUCUUGGAAAAUGUCAAUAAGGCUGGUCCAGUAUUGAAAUCGGGUCUAUUGAGUUUGGAAAAAGAAUUCCCCAAUAUCCUAAACUCCACUCGGGGUCGUGGCACAUUCUUAGCCGUUAAUUGUGCCAAUUCCAAAGUUAGAGAUUCCAUAGUUACUAAAUUAAAGCAGAAGGGUAUUCAGACAGGCGGCUGUGGGGACAUCGCAAUCCGUUUUCGUCCAGCUUUAAUUUUCAAAGAAUAUCAUGCCAAUAUUGUUUUGGAUCGCUUGAGAAGUGUUUUGCAAUCUUUUUAAUCCAAUAAUUGCCCGUUAAUGAAUGUGCUCUGAUUAUUAAAUAAUAAAAAUAUAUAUUAAUGCAUUGAAAAAUAA
This is a messenger RNA of Drosophila willistoni, 1709 nucleotides long. It is a transcript of the gene Gabat, whose product is annotated as 4-aminobutyrate aminotransferase, mitochondrial. NCBI's taxonomy places the organism in Eukaryota, Metazoa, Arthropoda, Insecta, Diptera, Drosophilidae. The coding region runs from base 138 to 1634 and encodes 498 amino acids. The record is from RefSeq and is a predicted model, not a curated record. The transcript has 5 exons. Gene Ontology annotation, biological process: GABA catabolic process. Gene Ontology annotation, cellular component: mitochondrion. Gene Ontology annotation, molecular function: pyridoxal phosphate binding.